Eremothecium sinecaudum is the source of this 942-nucleotide messenger RNA. It is a transcript of the gene TSC10, whose product is annotated as 3-dehydrosphinganine reductase. Gene Ontology annotation, biological process: sphingolipid biosynthetic process. The record is from RefSeq and is a predicted model, not a curated record. The transcript has a single exon. The coding region runs from base 1 to 942 and encodes 313 amino acids. Gene Ontology annotation, molecular function: 3-dehydrosphinganine reductase activity. Gene Ontology annotation, cellular component: endoplasmic reticulum membrane. Lineage: Eukaryota; Fungi; Ascomycota; Saccharomycetes; Saccharomycetales; Saccharomycetaceae.
AUGAAGUAUCAACUUGACGAUCAGGUGGUGCUAAUUAGUGGUGGGUCUCAAGGACUUGGUCGGGCUUAUGCAAAGAAGUACAUCCAGGACUCAAAUUCCACUGUGAUUAUUGUAUCGCGUUCCAAGGCGAAGUUGCAGAAGGCUGCUGAGGGCAUAACGGGCGAAGGGUCGUUUUGUGAGCUUGAGGAUUACACAGAAGACUGCAGACUGGUAUACUGUUCAUGCGAUCUGUCGGUUUACGAUUCUGUAGCAGAGAUGUUUAAGCUACUAGAGAGCAAGCAAAUAAAGGUGACGCAGGUACUUUUCUGCGCUGGUGGAGCGGUUCCAAAACUGUUCAAGGACCUCAGCGGUGCUGAACUACUGGCGGGAGUUACAAUGAACUAUAGUACUGCGGUUUAUCUUGCACACGCUUCAUUGCGGCACGGUGCGCGCCAUUUAGUGCUGUUCUCCUCUUCAGCGGGAGCGUAUCCAUUUAUCGGAUACGGACAGUACGCGCCUCUAAAGGCUGCUAUUAGAUCCCUGGUUGCGAUUCUGAGACAGGAGCACCCUGAAGCCCGUAUUUCUUGUAUUUACCCGGGCAAUUUUGCAUCCGAGGGUUACGAGGAAGAGAGUCGGACGAAACCCGCGAUUACUUCGAUCAUAGAAGGAUCAAGUCAUGCAAUUUCUUGUGAUGAGUGCUGCGACAAGAUUAUUCGUUCUCUAAAGUCAGGCUACGAUGAUAUACCUACAGAUUUUGUGGGGUGGUUGCUACUUGCGUGUUCAAUGGGCUUCAACGUCCACAGCACGACGUAUUUCUUGUGGCCACUAGGCUGGAUUCUUGGAGCAAUUGCUAACCUGAUUGUUGUACCAAUAUAUAUGAUCAUGUGCUCUUGGGAUAUCAAGAAGUGGAUGCGUAAGCAAGACCAAGUUAAGAAUGGUCAUAGUGAGACUAAAAGUGAUUGA